CUAUUUCUUAAUUUCCUCUCUAGCAGGAUACUUAGCUUUGCGGUUCUCAGAUCCAAGAACCUCCUUUCGCCCAAAAAACUUUGAUUUAUUCUUCACCUCCGUGUCCGCAUUGACAAAUUCUAGCAUGUCAACAAUCGAAAUGGAGGUUUUCUCUCACUUUCAACUCAUCGUUUUGAUCCUUUUGAUGCUUAUAGGUGGAGAAGUUUUCGUCUCCUGGCUUGGACUUUAUAUAAGUUACAAGUUUCCCAGAAAACAUUUCCUAGGAAAUAGAGUCUGUUCAGAUUAUAACAUCGACCUUUCUUCUUUACAAAACGCAAAUUUUCAAGACCAAAUUGAGCUGGGUUUGGCACAUUCUUCACAUACACAAAACCAGAAUCCAAUUGUUAUUACAAAUACUAAUAGCUCAGAAGAUGAUAAUGAAAAGUCUUUAAUUGAUAAUUCAAUUAAAUACUUGUUUUAUGUAGUAUUAGGUUAUCUUUUAGUUGUUCAUGUAGGUGGAAUUAGUAUAGUUUUUUUGUAUAUAAGCCUUGUUCAAAACGCAAAAGAAGUGCUAAAAAACAAGGGCCUUCAUACGCUAACGUUUUCUGUGUUCUUAAUUGUUUCAACUUUCUCAAACUCUGGAUUCGUCCCUACCAAUGAAAACAUGAUGGUUUUUAAUAAAAACCCAGGCCUCCUUUGGGUUCUAAUCCCACAAGUCGUCCUUGGCAACACAUUGUAUCCAUCUUUCCUGCGACUUCUCAUCUGGGUUUUGAAGAAGGUGACAAACCAAGGGGAGUUUGAAUACAUGUUGAAGAAUUACAAAGAGAUUGGCUAUCGCCACAUGCUAUCUGGCGUUUAUUCUUCUCUUCUUGGUGUUACGGCAUUUGGGUUCAUAUUUCUUCAGUUUGUGCUGUUUUGUGCCUCGGAAUGGAAUUCAGAAGCCAUGGAUGCUAUGAUGAUGCUCUUCGUUGUUAUGAUGUAUCUCCCACCCUAUACAUCGUUUUUACCGGGAAGAUACCGUAAACAGAUUCAAAAAAUGGCAAACUCAAGAAAAAGGGAAAGAAGAGAAAAUAAAUGCCUUCUGUGUAGUGCAUAUGGGAAUGUUGGGUUCACCACUGGGUACAGCUGUAACGGCAUUGCUCCUGAAGUUCAUGCAAAGACACUUGUGCGAAACACAUACAUAUUUGUUCAUAAAAACAACUCUACGGCUGAAGAGAUUUCUCCUGGAGUUCCAAGACCAAGUGGUUUGGAUCUCUUUGGACGUAACAAUCAUUUAGCUAGUUCACUACCAGGUGCUAAUGGGGAUGGUGUUGAACAAGAACAACCUCGAAAUGGAGUGCGAAAUACAUACAUGUUUGUUCAUGACGACAACUCUACGGUUGAAGAGGUUUCUCCUGGAGUUCCAAGACCAAGUGCUUUGGAUCUCUUCGGACCUAAAAAUCAUUUAGCUGUUUCAGCAGCAGAAACAAAAAAUAAGCAUCCAUCUACUCUGAAGCUCUUUGCAAAAAGAAAAAAAUAG
Molecule: messenger RNA, 1498 nt
Organism: Pistacia vera
Lineage: Eukaryota; Viridiplantae; Streptophyta; Magnoliopsida; Sapindales; Anacardiaceae
Product: sodium transporter HKT1-like
Exons: 5
Coding region: 125-1498 (457 amino acids)
Biological process (GO): transmembrane transport; monoatomic cation transport
Cellular component (GO): plasma membrane
Molecular function (GO): sodium ion transmembrane transporter activity
Source: RefSeq, a predicted model, not a curated record